GCAGAGAGCAGGAGGCCAAGCACUGUGGUGUGCCCGGAGGAGUGCGGCGUGCCCGCCGACACGGUCCUUGCCCCGCUGAAGGAGGCCCUCGAUGCCUGCCGCCCCACGGUGCAGAAACAAGUGUGCAACGACAUCGGGCGGCGGCUGACAGUUCUAGGGGAUAUGUGGGCUCAGGGAAAGCUGUCGGCCCCAGUGAGGAAGAGAAUGAGCCUCCUGGUGCAAGAGCUCCAGCAACAGCACUGGGAUGCAGCUGAUGAGAUCCACCGCUCACUCAUGGUGGACCACGUGAACGAAGUGAGCCAGUGGCUGGGGGGGGGGGAGGGGCCGGCGCAGGAGCCUGCCUGCUGCAGAGCUGGCUGCAGUGAUGGAUGGCAACACUGA
This is a messenger RNA of Pelecanus crispus (Dalmatian pelican), 381 nucleotides long. The record is from RefSeq and is a predicted model, not a curated record. Lineage: Eukaryota; Metazoa; Chordata; Aves; Pelecaniformes; Pelecanidae.